AUCAUCUCUCAUCUGUUAUCACUUUGUUAUUUCGUGCUCGUGAUUUUGCGAUUUUUGCGAAUUUUGCCGAUCUUGGCAUUGUCGCUGGACCAGCUGAUCUCGAGAUUCUCGAGUGUUCUCGAGCUCGAGGUAUCCACGAUCAGAUUCACGAGUUUUCGAACUUUUCGCUCGGUGCCUAAGUGUGUUGACCGUCGUUUACGGGAUGGACAGUCAGGUGUGCGGGGACGGCAGGCUGAUAGACGUGAUCGACGAGGGCUGGCGCAAGGAACGUCUGCCCAUUGACGACAUCUCGACGCCGGUGGCCGAGCUGCCGGAUCCCGAGAGCGACAACGGCGACUCUCACAUGACGUUGAAGGAGCUGGAGCAGAAGUGGAAUAAUCUGGCGCUGAGCUCUCUCAGCGACAAUCAUCUGCACUCUCCGACGCCGCUGCACAACUGAACGUCGUUUUCAGUCUCCCCAAAAUCAGCCGGAAGACGUCAAUAAAGCCAUUUGUAAUCCUUGA
Molecule: messenger RNA, 503 nt
Organism: Wasmannia auropunctata (little fire ant)
Lineage: Eukaryota; Metazoa; Arthropoda; Insecta; Hymenoptera; Formicidae
Product: anaphase-promoting complex subunit 13
Exons: 3
Coding region: 203-439 (78 amino acids)
Biological process (GO): protein K11-linked ubiquitination
Cellular component (GO): anaphase-promoting complex
Source: RefSeq, a predicted model, not a curated record